Durusdinium trenchii is the source of this 894-nucleotide messenger RNA. The record is from the annotation of a GenBank genome assembly. Lineage: Eukaryota; Dinophyceae; Suessiales; Symbiodiniaceae.
AAGUCCAGUUCGACGAUAUUUUGACCGACUGAAGGUUUCAGGAAAUUCCUGGACUCGGGUCACCUAGUCAGAUCAUUCUUUUUAUAGUCUUUGACUUCCAGGGUAGCUUUUUGGCUCUAAGAACAAAGGUUCGCAGACUUUGGACGUUCGUGAAAUCUUGGCCGGUUGACAUCGGCAUCGAUGCUACUUCCUGCCUUCCUUCCCUUCCUUCUUGCUAUGCUUGCUACGCUUGCUUCGGCGAGCCGCAUCAGCACGGUGCAGUUUGAGAACGAGACCUUAGCAGGCUAUGGCAAGCCAUGCGAUUGCUACGACAAGAUUGGUGACCAGUGGAAAGAGAACAAGUGCUGUGGCACGGGUUUGAUUUGCAGCCCCACGAGCAAGACCUGCAAAGUGGCCAUUGGAACUCCCUGCGAAAGGACCAAUGGACGAUCCGUCUGUGCUGGAAUGGGCACUUAUGGACGUGAGACCCACUGCAGCUCCAAACAACGCGACCGAAAUAAGCUCACAGAUCCUGACAUGGAUGAAGGAUACUUGAAUGGGCAAACAUUCUGUUGCAUCAAAGCCCGAUCCAUCUUUCAAAGCCAAAAGUACUCCACAGACCGCGCGCCGUUGCAUCACGGCAACCGUGAUUGUGGAGGCUACGGGGAAUGCUGCGGUGGCCACGCCGUGGUGGAUGGCGACAACUCAUACGGUGGAGCCUAUUGCCGAUGCGACUGAUGGAUCUGGCAAACAGCGCUGACUGAGGAUUGCGACUGAUGUUUGGGAGAAAAAAGGGGACUUGACACAUGUUUUUGAAGCAUGUUCACCACUCAUGAAACCACAAACAAACACACCAUGUGAAUUGGUGAGUCCAAACCGACGGCUUUUGCUUCGUCCUGAUGCUGUUACAGCCGC